AUGUUUUUAAUAGUUAUUCUUAUUUUUGUCAAACUAUUUUCUCACCUUUCCGCAAGUGAUGAUGAAGAGCGUUUAAUGAUGGAUGUUUUUCGCGGAUAUAAUUCCUUAAUUUUGCCAAUGCGUAAUGAUAGCCAGCCAAUAAUUGUUAAAAUGACAUUACAACUAAUUCUUUUAAUUAACGUGGACGAGAAGGAUCAGAUAAUGCAUACAAAUGUUUGGCUAACUUUAAAGUGGAAGGAUUACCAAAUGAAGUGGAGUCCAGUAAAUUAUGGAGGGAUAAAGGAUAUACGCGUCCCUCCAGACAAAGUUUGGUUGCCUGACAUUGUACCCCCAGCAAUUUAUAAAAGUUCGUGCAUUAUUGUUUGUCAUUUAAUAUUUGGUUCGUGGACGUAUAACGAGAAUGAAAUUAAAAUGGAAUUUGAACAGGCUGAAUUAAUGGAUUUGAGUGAAUAUGCCAAAAGUGUUAGUUCAAUUUGGGAUGUUAUUGGUUUUUCCCGCAUUAAAUUCCAGCUUAGAAUUCGUCGAAAAACUUUGUUUUAUACCGUUGUUUUAAUAAUUCCAACAGUUUUAAUGGCUUUUCUAUCAAUGGCUGUUUUCCUUUUACCAACAGAUUCUGGUGAAAAAAUGACUUUAACAAUUUCUGUUUUGUUAUCUAUCGUUGUAUUUCUCUUGUUGGUUUCUAAAAUUAUGCCUCCAACUUCCUCUACCAUUCCCCUUGUUGCCAAGUAUUUAUUGUUGACUUUUACAUUAAACAUCACAACAAUAACAGUUACUGUUAUAAUUAUUAACGUUUAUCAUCGAGGACCAACAACACACAGAAUGCCUGGCUGGGCUCGUCAUGUAUUUUUAGUGCUAAUGCCUCGUCUACUGUGCAUGAAGCGCCCAAAAGCAACAAUUAAUAGUUUAACAAAAAGAAUAAGCAACAAAAGUAUAACAACCAUUCCCGGUAUUGGAAAAUUUGAUGAAACAAUUUCUCAAAAAAUACAUCACCAACAUUGCCCCGAAGGGAGAAUUAAAGGAGCUAUACAUGAACCAGAAGAGACGGGGGACCCAAUAAUUAAAAAUGGAUUUCCUUUGAGUUUAGAGGCUGCUAAAGCAGUGGAGGCUGUUGAAUACAUUACCGAACAUUUACGAAGAGAAGAGGACCAUAAAAUUCAUCGAGAUGAUUGGAGAUUUGUUGCGAUGGUAAUUGACCGUUUCCUCUUAUACAUUUUUUUUGGAGUUACUUUGGGUGGAACUAUAGGUGUUUUAUUUUCUGCACCAACAGUUUUUGAAUCGGUAGACCAACAAGCUAUUCUUCAAAGAUUAAUACAUGCUUAUGAAAGUGGAAGACAACUUUAA
Meloidogyne enterolobii is the source of this 1341-nucleotide messenger RNA. The record is from the annotation of a GenBank genome assembly. NCBI's taxonomy places the organism in Eukaryota, Metazoa, Nematoda, Chromadorea, Rhabditida, Meloidogynidae.